UUAGAACAGCAAGUGGAGAGAGAGCGAGCUGGGCUGUCGUGAAGUGUCGUGGUGCAUGAAUUUAAUGUUUCCCUUCUUUACUCACGCCUUCCUUUUACUAUUUGGAGGCAUAUAUCUCCUCGUCGGAGGUAUCUCCUCUUCUUCGCAUGCAGACUUCUUUUCUCCUCUUCGUCUCCUUUUAGUCCUCUCGCUCUCCAUCGCUGACAAAUCUUUCCCUUUUAGCUCUCAAAUCCUCUCUUUGGUCGCCGGAUCGCUCUGUCUUUCGACUUCUUGCUGCCUUUUCGACCUCGCUAGAAAGAUUGAUUUCUGUGGAGCGAACUCGGUGGUGAGAUCGGAACAAGCUGACGAUUUGAUCGCGGUUGUCGGCAAAAGAAGUAAGGAAAGGAGAAAGGUUGGUGGAAUUAGACGGGAUUCGGGAUGGCAACCAAGCGGUGCAUGAAUGUUUCCUGUGGUGCCACAGUGCCGGAGGGCGAGUGGAAGAAGGGAUGGGGGCUGAAAUCGGGCGGAUUCGCGAACCUCUGCAACAAAUGCGGGGUGGCAUAUGAGCAGUUAAUUUUCUGUGACAUAUUUCACCAGAAACAAUCGGGGUGGAGGGAGUGUUUCUUCUGUGGCAAACGCCUUCAUUGUGGAUGCAUCGCUUCAAAGUUUUCAUUUGAUUUGCUUGACAAUGGUGGAGUUCAGUGUAUUAGCUGCAUGAAGAAUUCAGAAAUUUCCUUUGUUUCAAGUGAAGCCAUGCAAAAUUUUUUGCCUCAACACAAUCAAAGACUUUUGGUAGGUAGUGAAUGUGACUUGUCCACUAGCUCUGCUGAAACUAAAAUGGAUGAUAGUGCUGUUGGUAAGGGAAAGGGAAUUAUGCAGUUGGUUAGAAAUAAUGAUACUAACAAACAGAGAAUUGUAUCUUUGGAGCAAAGAGAGGGUGAAAAUGGAUCAUCACAACCUAUCAGAUGGGAUCAUUUGGCCUAUAAUACUGGGGAAGUGGGAAAGUUGAGUUUCUCAAGCAGAAACCAAGGUGCUAUAAUGUCUUCACAAAUGUCCCAGCAACAUGAUAUGAUAUCUGAGUCACUAGCCCAGGCAUGUCUGAGUAUGACCUUGGGGACUUCAGAUGCAGAAAGGCCUCUUAUGGUGCUGCCCCCAACUAAUGCACUUGCUGAAGGAGGGGACCAGAACAAGGCUUCCUCUACAUUUCAACAAGUGCAAAGGGCUCGCCAAUUUCUGCCCAGGCUUCCAAAGGCAGGUAGUGGAGCUACCCCAGAGGUAUCAAAAGAUGGAGCUUCACAUAUGCGUGUAGCCAGGCCACCUGCUGAGGGAAGAGGCCGGAAUCAACUACUUCCACGUUAUUGGCCAAGGAUUACAGACCAAGAACUCCAGCAAAUAUCUGGAGAUUCAAAUUCUACAAUUGUGCCCCUGUUUGAGAAGGUCUUGAGCGCAAGUGAUGCAGGUCGUAUUGGACGUUUAGUUCUUCCCAAAGCUUGUGCUGAGGCAUAUUUUCCUCCAAUUUCUCAACCAGAAGGCCUCCCAUUGACCAUUCAAGAUGCAAAGGGCAAAGAGUGGCAUUUCCAGUUCAGGUUUUGGCCAAAUAAUAACAGCAGAAUGUAUGUCUUGGAGGGUGUUACUCCAUGCAUACAGUCACUGCAAUUGCAAGCCGGUGAUACAGUAACUUUCAGCCGGAUAGAUCCUGAGGGAAAACUUGUCAUGGGCUUCCGAAAGGCAACAAAUACUGUACCUUUGCAAGAUUCUCAGAUUUCUGCCAUUGCCAACAGUGCCGUUGGCAAUGAAACAUUCCUCCCGGGUGUAAAUGAGAACCUACCUAUAGCAACUGGUUAUCCGGGACUUCUUUUAUCUUAUCAUCAGACGGAUAAGCAUGGAGGCAGGCCAAAUGACGGACUGCAAUUGCAGCCUGUACAAAAACGAAGUCGUAAUAUCGGUACCAAAAGUAGGAGGCUGCUUAUGGAUAGUGAAGAUGCUUUGGAGCUGACGCUUACUUGGGGGGAGGCUCAAGACUUGCUGCGUCCAGCUCCAAAUUCAAGACCUAGCAUCGUCAUGAUUGACGAUCACGAAAUUGAAGAAUAUGAUGAACCCCCAGUUCUUGGGAAGAAAACCAUCUAUACAGCACGGCUUACUGGGGAACGAGAUCAAUGGAUUCAAUGCGAUGCUUGCUCAAAAUGGCGCCGGUUGCCUGUGGAUGUUCUUGUUCUUUCAAAGUGGACAUGUGCUGACAACACAUGGGACCCAAAGAGAUCUUCAUGCCAUGCGCCAGAAGAAUUGAGCCAGAAAGAUCUGCAAAGUCUUCUCCGGCAGUAUGCAGAUUACAGAAGGCAGCGGAUGAAUGCUAAACAGCACUGUGCAGAGUUGGAUGCAUCAUCUGGCCUGGAUGCCUUGGCCAAUGCUGCAGCUUUAGGAGAUGUUAGUAAUCAAACCACAUCCUCAGUUGCAACCACAACCAAGCAUCCACGGCAUCGCCCUGGGUGCACAUGCAUCGUGUGCAUCCAGCCUCCAAGCGGAAAGGGCCCCAAGCAUAGCCCUACAUGCACAUGCAACGUGUGUCUGACUGUCAAAAGGCGCUUCAAAACACUCAUGAUGAGGAAAAAGAAGCGCCAGUCUGAGCGUGAGGAGGCUGAGGCUCAGAAGAGGCUUGCUUGGGGCAACAAGGAAGAACUUGAAGGCGACAGCUUGUCAAGAAGAAGCGUUCAGCCUCUUGAUGUCCAUCGGGAGUGUGAGUUGGGGCAGGGGCCAGGAUACGGUCGAACCAUCGUCGAGAAGGUUGACAUGAGCAAGGGGCAGAUAGACUUGAAUUGCCACCCCGGACGCGAUGAGGUUCCACAAGCCGGGCCACCCCGGCAGAGCAUGAUGAGCCUUCUCCAGGAGGCAAACCUUCCCCUGGAGAUGUAUCUGAAGCAGAAUGGGCUCACCAGCUUGGUGGGUGAGCAAGGGAGCUCAAGCUCUCACACAAUUCCACAGGGGCCUGGGGAGAGCGAUGGGAGAACACCUGAUGAGAGUCACUUUGCUUCCGUGGCUCAGGAGAGGGAUGGCGGUGCUGAUGAAGCGCAUGACAGUCCUGACAAGGCAAGAAGUGAUACUGCUUGAAGAUAUUUUUCCUUGUGUCGGAGUGGUACCAAAUUUUGAUGAGUAUCAGAUGGUGCGAUAUAUGCAAUCUGCUGGUAGCUAGUAGGCUUGCCUUUUUUGUUUCUUUUGUGUAGUGUUCUCUUCAUCCAUUUGAAUUGGUGAGAUGUACUUACAUCAGGAGAUGAAACUGGGGUGAGCAUUUUGUGAUAGUUAAUGUCAUGUUUAUAGUUAAGGGAUGUUCUUUUCAAAAUGAAUGAGGUUAUUAUAAUCUUGAUAUUUAUUUAGACUUGUAAUUUAGUAUAACCUUGGUAUUUCUUAA
Molecule: messenger RNA, 3382 nt
Organism: Elaeis guineensis (African oil palm)
Lineage: Eukaryota; Viridiplantae; Streptophyta; Magnoliopsida; Arecales; Arecaceae
Product: B3 domain-containing protein Os07g0679700
Molecular function (GO): DNA binding; zinc ion binding
Source: RefSeq, a predicted model, not a curated record